AUGCUGCAGGCCACCCUCAAGCUCUGCUGCGCCAUCGCCCACGACCACCUGCCCGGCUUAAAGAGAACAGCUGUUGCAGCAGUACAGAAGGACGUGAGAGGGCUGGUGGUGAGAAGAUCCCACCACCUGCCUUCCAGAAUUCCUCUUUAUAUUCAGAGGCUGAUGGGGAAGGAGACAGCCACGUGCCCCGAGCCUGCCAGAGACAUCAGCCCCAGCCAGUUCUCCAGCGUGGACCUCUCCUACAUCACCCAGGGCGAAAGGGCCCUGCAGCGGGCGCUGAGCAUCCUGCAGCACCACACCAGCUGGCAGACAGAAACCAUGCUGGACAGUGGGGCCACCGUGUCCAGUGCUGCCCUCCCCGGGCUGGGCAAGGUGUUUCGGGCAGAGGUGGUGCUGGCUGUACCAGUGGCACGGCUGCACCAGGAGCUCUUUGAGAAGAUCGAGCAGAUGCCCCAGUGGAACCCGACCCUCAGCCAGGUGAAGGUGCUGCGGCACGUCGGGAUGGACACGUUGGUGACACACGAGGUCACCACUCCCAGCCCGGGCAAUCUGGUGGGUCAGAGGGACUUUGUCAGCGUGCGGCACCGCGGGAGGAAGGACACAGCCGUCUACCUGGUGGGCACCACCACCCACGUGGAGCCGCUGCCCCUGCAGGAAGGGUGCCCGCUGGCGGGGGCCCCCGGCCGUACCCGCUUCACCUGGCUCCUCAGCAUGGACCUGAAGGGCUGGAUCCCCACGUCUGUCAUUAACCGCAUCCUGCCGCAGUGCCAAGCAGACUUCAUCAAGCACCUCUGCCAGCACCUCUCUGCCACCACGCACCCCUGA
Merops nubicus (carmine bee-eater) is the source of this 825-nucleotide messenger RNA. Its product is annotated as steroidogenic acute regulatory protein, mitochondrial-like. Gene Ontology annotation, cellular component: mitochondrial intermembrane space; mitochondrion. Gene Ontology annotation, biological process: intracellular cholesterol transport; steroid biosynthetic process; regulation of steroid biosynthetic process. Gene Ontology annotation, molecular function: cholesterol transfer activity; cholesterol binding. The transcript has 7 exons. Bases 1 to 825 code for a protein of 274 amino acids. NCBI's taxonomy places the organism in Eukaryota, Metazoa, Chordata, Aves, Coraciiformes, Meropidae. The record is from RefSeq and is a predicted model, not a curated record.